AUGGAUAGCAAGUCACCGAGCAAGAGGGAGUCUACUGAGGUGGCAGCACGCGAGUCGCUUAUCGCUAUUUCAAACACCUCACCAGAUAAAGUUCAGGAUUCUGUGUCCGAGAGCCAGAAACCAGAUGGGGCUGUGUUGCCAAAUGCUGAUCAGGAUGAACAGUUUAGGUCUGAACUGAUUUCAAUUUCAUAUGCCGAAUCACCUGAUGUCAAGAUCGGAACAAUCGCAACCGGGGUCUAG
This is a messenger RNA of Lathyrus sativus (Indian pea), 240 nucleotides long. Lineage: Eukaryota; Viridiplantae; Streptophyta; Magnoliopsida; Fabales; Fabaceae. The record is from the annotation of a GenBank genome assembly.